GGCUGUUUGCUGCUCUUUGGAUCGGUGACUUCAGGAAGCCAAUCAGGAUGGAGGGCGAGGAGGACGGGGCGGGGCGAGUGAGAGAGCUGCAGGAGCAGAGGAUGACGGUCCAGAAGAAGACCUUCACCAAGUGGAUGAACAGCGUCUUCACCAAGAACGGGGAGAACGUUGAGCUGAAGGAUGUUUACGUGGAUCUGAAGACCGGAGUCGCCCUCAUUCGUCUGCUGGAGCUCAUCUCCAAGGAGACGCUGCCUCCACCCAGCCGCCGCAACCUGAGGGUCCACUGCCUCGAGAACAACAGCAACGCCAUCAGCUUCCUCAAGACCAAGAUUCGAGUGGAUCUGAUUGGUCCAGAGAACGUGGUGGACGGGGACCGUACGCUGAUCCUGGGUCUGCUGUGGAUCAUCAUCCUCAGGUUCCAGAUCGGACCCAUUAGCCUGGACGAGGCGGGAGGAGGCAGCGUGGCUCAUCGCUCAGCAAAGGAGGCGCUGCUGAUCUGGUGUCAGAGGAAGACCUCCGGAUACGACGGGGUCAACGUGGUCGACUUCUCUUCAAGCUGGAGGAACGGACUGGCCUUCAACGCCCUGAUCCACGCACACAGGCCUGACCUCUUUGAUUACGGCUGUCUCCGUGGAGACGACCCCCUCCCCAACCUGCAGCGGGCCUUCUCGCUGGCGGAGCGUGAGUUCGGGAUCAUGCAGCUGCUGGAGGUGGAGGACGUGGUGCUCCACCCGGAUGAGAAGUCCAUCAUGACCUACGUGUCCCUCUACUACCACUACUUCUCCAAGGUGAAGCAGGGCCAGACCAUCCAGAAGAGACUGGCCAAGAUUGUCGGCAUGCUGAUGGAUCUGGACCACAUGAAGGUCCAGUACGAGAGGCUGGUCUCAGAUCUGCUCCUGUGGAUCCAGAGCAAGGUGAUGCAGCUGAAUGACAGGCGCUUCCCAAACUCUGUGAGGGGGACGCAGAACCUCAUGGCGGCCUUCAAGACCUACAGGACGGUGGAGAAACCCCCCAAAUAUCAGGAGCGCGGGGCGAUCGAAGCUCAUCUGUUCAGUCUGAAGACUCAGCUGGCAGCCAACAACCAAUGGGCUUACAAUCCUCCAGAGGGUCAGACCCUGAGGGACAUGGAGAGGUGUUGGGUCCUGUUGGAGCGGGCGGAGCACGAGCGUGAGCGAGCUCUUCAGGAGGCGCUGCUCCGCCUGGAGAACCUGGAGCAGCUCGCCCAGAAGUUUGAGAGGAAGGCGGCGCUGAGGGAGGGCUACCUCGAGGACACGCUGCGUCUCAUCCGGAGGCAGGACGUCCCGGGCCUGGCCUCCCUAGAGGAGGCGCAGGCGGCCCGGCGGCGCCUGGAGGCGUUGGCCACCGACGCCCUCGCCAGAGAGCCGCGCUUCGCCGCCCUGAGAAACAUGGCCGACAGCGUGGAGAAAGGAGGCUACCACAGCAAGGAGCGCAUCACCAGGAGAGAGCAGAACAUCAGCCAUCGAUGGAAGGACCUCCUGCAGCAGCUCCAAGAGCAGAGGGGGCUGCUGGGAAAUGUAGUCGAAAACCUGAGCGUGCUCCGAGACAUCGAGCUCGUCUCCCAGGAAGUGAAAGAGCUACAGUCCCAGGCCAGUUCUUCUGAGAUGGGCAAGCAGCUGGCGGAGGUUGAGUCUCUCCUUCAAAAACAGGAUCUCCUGGAAGCUCAGAUCUCAGCUCACGGAGAAACCAUCAGCGCCAUCAGCAACAAGUCAAUGAAGGUGAAGGUGAUCGGAGGUCAUCAGAUUCAGAGCAGAGUGGCAGAUCUGGACUCUCAGUACAGAUCUCUGGUUUCUCUCAGCAGCAGCAGGAGGCUGCAGCUGGAGGCCCAGCGGAGGCUCUUUGACUUCUUCUCCGACUGUGAGGAGGCGGAGUUCUGGUGCUACGAGCGCCGGCUGAGGAUUCAGACCGCCGGACUCGGACGAGACCUGAACCACAUCCAGCUGAGCCAACACAAGCACAAGCUGUUAGAGGCGGAGCUUCAGGCCCAGGAGACCCUGUACCGGGGGGUCCUGGGCCGCGGACGGGACCUGCUGGCCGACCACAGCCAGCCCAACCGGAACCUCGUCCAGAAGUGGACCCGUACCCUGGAGAAGCAGUGGAGCCUCCUGGGCCACGAGGCGACAGCACGCCGCGACCGGCUGCAGGCCGCCGCCGCCAUCAAACAGUACUUUGCCGAUGUGGCGGAGGCUGACUCCUGGCUGGGCGACAGGAAACCGCUGCUGACCAGCGAGGACCACGGGAAGGACGAGGCGAGCACGGCGGCGCUGCUGCAGCGCCACCUGCGGGUGGAGCGGGAGAUGGCGGCCUACGGCUCUGAGAUGAAGAGGCUGGCGGAGCAGGCGAGGAGCGCCGCGCAGCUAACGGCUCUGACUGCGGAGCCUCAGCCGAGCGAGAUGGACAGCGACUCGUCCGGAGGCGAGGAGGCUCCGGGGGCGGAGUCACCGUCGGCCGGGGGAGGGAGGGUCUCCGGGACGACCGCCCCUGGCGAGGCCAAGCUCCGCUUCAGAUACAGUAGAGAUGAACAAGUUCUUUUCUGUUUUAUUGUCACUGAACUAAUUGCAGGUCAGUUUCCAUGGGAUCGCGACGAGGUCGUUAGCGUCAUCGGCAGCGAGCCGGACGGAGACCGUCUCCUGGCCAGAGACACACGAGGACACCAGCAGCUCGUCCCCAGGAGCUACCUGAGCCUGCUGCCAGCCCCCGCUCCUCCCACCUCCUCGAGCGCGAGGCCGAACCGGCGGAGGCGCAGCCGCUCGAUGCGUCGCGGCACCGCCGAGAUCCAGACGCCGUGGCUGGCGGACCCGCAGUACCGGAGGGAGGCGGUUGAGAGCACGCAGGCCGCGCUGGACCAGGACUACAGCGCCUUGCUCCACCUGCUCACGACGAAGACGAGGAGCCUGCAGGAAGCGCUGCGUCUGCACCGGUUCCAGAGCGGCGUGCAGGAGUUCGAGGGGUGGAUGGAGGACAAGGAGAAGGUCCUGGACGCCUUCAGCCCCGACGCCGACGACCUGGCAGCCGCUCAGGCCAAGUACGAGAACUUCCUGACUGAGCUGGCGAGUGGGCGUGGCCAGCUGGAUGACAUCGUCCGAGUGGCGGAGGAGCUGGUGACGAGCCGGCACAGCAGACGGAGGGAGAUCCAGGACCGGCGGCGGAGGGUCUCCGACAGAUGGGACCGGAUCCAGCGGCUGAAGGACCAGAAGGGGCACGAGCUGCUGAGCGCGGCCGAUGUUCAGUCCUUCCUGCGGAGCUGCCGGGAGGCCGAAACCGAGCUGAGGGGUCGGCUGGCGGACCUGGACGUGGUGGACCUGGACGUGGUGGACCUGGACGUGGUGGACCACGACCGCGGAUCUUUACAGCUGGCUUCAGAGGAGCAGCAGCAGAACCAGACCGUCAGAGACAUCCAGACCCUGGAGGCCAAGAUCGCCUACUUGAGGGGCGUGGCCAUGAAGAAGCAGGACUGCAGUCCAGCAGAGGGCGCCGCCAUCCUGGAGGAGGUUCGGGGUCUGGAGGCUCUGCUCCAGCAGCUGAAGCUGCAGGCCGCCGACAGACGGCGCCUCCUGGAGGCGGCGCGCAGCCUGCAGGGCUUCCAGCGGCGGGCCAAGAUGCUGCGGCGCUGGGCCGGCUCGACUCAGGAGCGCCUCCUGCAGGAGGAGGAGGCCUCCGACGUGGCCUCGGCCCUCGCGCUGCUGGAGCAGCACCGGGAGCUCCGCCUGCAGAUGGAGGAGCAGAGGAGCAGGUGGAGGGAGACGGAGGAGUUGGGGAGGUCCCUUGUGAGGGGCUCAUCCGACGGGAGCACAGGGGGCGUCGACGUCCGGAGGACCCUGGAGGAGCUGGAAGCCGAUUGGUCCAAGCUGGACAAGCUGUGGGCCAGCAGGGGAGCGCGCCUGGAGGAAGGGGCGGAGCUCCAGAGGCUGAACCAGGAGGGCGACCGCAUCGAGGCGGCGCUGUCGGGGCACGAGACCCGACUGAGGGUCGACGACGUCGGGGACUCGGUGGAGGGGGUCUGCGCUCUACUGGGCCGACAGGACGAGCUGGAGGGCCUCCUGAAGGCUUUGGACCAGCGGGUGGAUCGGUUCGCCCAACGCAGCCAGGAGCUCGUCCUCCAGCGGCACCACGGCGCCGCGCGCAUCCAGGAGCAGAGCGACAGCAUCCAGAGGAAGAACAGGAAGCUGCAGGAGAGCAGCAGGAAGAGGAGGAGUCUGCUGCUGGACUCCAAGAGAUAUCAGGAGUUCCAGAGGGACGCCGACGAGCUGCUGCUCUGGAUGGAGGAGAAGUUGAAGGUGGCGGAGGACGAGUCGUACCGGGACCCCACCAACGUCCUCCCCAAGCUGAAGAGACACGAGGCCGCCGAGAAGGAGAUGCAGGCCAACCAGGUGUGGCUGGAGGGCCUGGUUCAGCUGGGGGGUGAGAUGCUGGCCCAAGAGCACUACGGCAGCCAGAGCAUCGGCAGGAAGUCCACUCUGGUCAGCAGCCGCUGGCGGAGGCUUCAGGACAAGAUGGCCGACCGAGGAGACAAGCUGAGGCAGGCGGGGCAGCAGGAGCAGCUGAUGGAGCUGCUGCAGGAUGCCAAGCUGAAGAUCGAGGCCAUCCAGUGGAUGCUGAGCAACGCCGCCAAAGGUCACGACCUCCGCUCCAGCCGGCAGCUCCUGAAGGAGCAUCAGCAGCUGGAGCAGGAGGCCAAGGAGCUGGCGGAGAAGAUCAACUCCAUCGUGAGCAGAGCCAAGCUCCUCGCCUCCACCCACUUUGACUCCCAGAGGAUCCUCCGGGAGACCGACACCUACCUCACUCUGUUCAAGUCCCUCCAGAAGCCUCUGGACCGGCGCCGCGCUCAGCUGGAGGCCUCGGUGCUGCUGUUUGGCUUCCAUCACGACGUGGACCUGGAGCUCAGCUGGAUCUCCGAACACGUCCCCGCCUCGACAUCAACGGGAUACGACAAGUCUCUGGCCGGAGCCAUCAGCCUGAUGCAGAAACACAAGGAGCUGCAGGCAGAAGUGAACGCCCACCGAAAACACCUGAACCUCGUCAUGGAAAAGGGGCGGGCCUUGGCCAAGUCCAGCCAAUCGGAUGAAGAAGAAGUCCUCCAGAGGUGCAAACACCUGAGUGCAGAGUGGGAGGAGCUAGAGGAGGCCUGCCGCAAGAAAGCAGCUCACCUGAGCAAGACCAUCACCAGAGAACAGCUGCUGCUGGACUGCUGUGAGCUGGAGUCCAGGCUGACGGAGACCCUCACGUUGGUGAACACCGACGACUACGGCAAAGACCAGCUGGCCACGCGAAGCCUCCUCACCAAGCACCAGGUGCUGGAGGGGCAGCUGGAGGUGCUGGAGGUGGAGGUGGAGGAGCUGGGAGACCAGGUGGAGCAGGCGGUUCAGAGCUGGAGCCUCUCUGAGCUCAGCAGGCCGCGCAGUCACCUGGGCAGCCUGAACCAGCAGCUUCAGCACCAGGCGGCGCUCAGGGGUCAGAGGUUAAAGGAGGUGCUCCAUCUGCACGAGUUCAGAAGAGAGUCCUCUGAGUUUGAGGACUGGAUGGAGCAGCAGAGACAGUGGGCGGAGUCUCAGGACCUGGGCAACGACCACCAGCACGUCCAGAUGCUGCAGGGGAAGUUUGAAGGUUUCCUCCAGCAGCUGGAGGUCGGAGAGGAGCGGCAGCAGAGCUGCAGAGAUGUUGCUGCUCCACUGCUCCACAAGAAGCAUCCUCAGAGCUCCGAGGUCAGAGACACGCUGCGGCAGCUCAGUGCAUGCUGGGAGGACUUGAGGAGCGCGGCCAGGCAGCGGCGGGACCAGCUGCAGAGAGCCGAAGAGUGUCACCGCUUCUACCGAGACCUGAGCGAGGCCCGGAGCCUGAUCCAGGAGCGACAGAAGAGCAUCCCCGACGGCGUGGCCAAGGAUCUGAGGGGUGUGAUGUCACAGCUGAGGAAGCACGAAGCGCUGCUCCACGAGCUGGCAGCCACGGAGCAGCAGUUGCAGGAGCAGCUUGACACCGUGGACUCCAUCCUGGACCUCUGCAUGCCUCAGCUGAGGCUCCUCCUGCAGGAGGUUCAGCAGGAGGUGGUGGAGCGGUGGGAGGAGCUGCGACUCCACGCUGAGCGGAGGAAGGAGGAGCUUCAAGUGGCGUGCCAGCGAUACCUGUUCCUGAACACGGUGCAGGACUACUUCCUGUGGUGCGGUCAGCUGAUCGGGGCGAUGGCCGCCGAGGAGAGCAUCAGCGACGUGGCCACCGCCAACCUCCAGCUGGCGCAGCACCAGCAGCUGUGGGCGGAGAUGGAGGCCCGAGAGGAGACCUACCGGCAGGCCGUGAGCAUGGGGGAGGAGUUACAGGACGCCAACAGGAAGGAGGUGCUGGAGAAGCUGGAGGCCCUGAGGGAGGAGCGGCGCAAGCUGGAGGAGCAGUGGAAGCAGAAGAAGAGCUGGCUGGAGAGCGUCCACCUGGAGCAGGUCUUCUACCGGGACGCCAACGCCGUGGACAAGACCUCCGGCUCUCAGGAGUUCCUGCUGCAGAACGGCACUCUGGGAGACGCGGUGGGCGAGACGGAGGGUCUGAUCAAACGCCACGAGGCCUUCGAGAAGCUGCUCAGCUCGCAGGAGGACAAGCUGUCCUCUCUGAAGGAGAUGGCCGAGCGGCUGAAGGAGCGUCUGAGCGCAGAGAAGAGCGGGCGGGUCCAGACCCGACUCAAGGCCCUGCUCCGGCGACGCCAUAGGAUCAAGGAGCUGUCCGUCAAACGCAGGGAGGAGCUGGAGCUCUCCAGGGCGCUGAGCGUCUACAGGCGGGACGUCGCCGAGGCCGAGGAGUGGGUCUCUGAGCGGAUGCACAAGAUGGCGGAGGACGGAAAAGCCGACCUCACUGAUCUCCGGGCCAAGAUGAAGCUUCUGCAGAAACACCAGGUGUUCGAGGCGGAGAUCCUGGCUCACGAAGAGAUCAUUGGCGCCGUGCUGCAGGCCGGGGAGGAGCUGGUGUCCCUUCGCCACCAGAGGUCCAAGGAGGUGAAGAGGAGCGCGGCCGCCCUGCAGCUCCACUGGGAGGAGCUGAAGAAGGCCUUGGCCAGCCGAGGGAAAGCUCUGGAAGACAACAGGGACUUCCUGGAGUUCCUGCAGAAGGUGGAGGAGGUGGAGGCCUGGAUCCGUCACAAGGAGGUGAUGGUCAACGUGGGAGAUGUGGGGAAGGAUUAUGAACACGGAGUCCAGCUGCUGAAGAAACUGAGCGAGUUCAGAGGAACCGAAGAGGGGGAGGUGACGGUGGACGACGCCCACAUCACAGCCAUCAACAGACGGGCCGCUCGACUGGAGAAGAGACAGAGCGCCGACCAGCUGGGGACAGUGAGACGGAGGAGACAGCAGCUCAAUGACAGGUGGAGUAAGUUUCAGGGAGACCUGGUCAGUUACAGGAGGAAGGUGGAGGCGGCGCUGGUGGUGCACGGCCUCAUCAGAGAGCUGGAGGAGGUCAGAGACCGAGCCAACGAGAAGAUGCUGCUGGGUCAGGACUGCGGCGUGGACGUGGACAGCGUGGAGAACCUGAUCAGACGCCACGAGGAAACGGAGCGGGAGGUUGGGGUCAUCCAGGAGAGGUCAAAGGACCUGCUGAAGGAGGUCUCUCACCACCUGAAGGCCCCGUCGGUGAUGAGCGACGAACUGAAGAAGAAACAGAAGGAGGCGCAGAGCGCUCUGAGCUCUCUGGAGAGGGAGGUGAAGCUCAGGAAGGAGAAGUUGCAGGAGGCCCACCAGCUGCAGCUCUUCAAAGCCAACCAGCGCCUCCUGCUGGAGUGGAGCCUGAAACAGAUCAGCGAGCUGGUGGAGAAAGGCCUUCCCAGGACCCGGGCCGAGGCGGACCGGCUGGCGGUGGAGCACCAGGAUCGGAAGACGGAGAUGGAGGCCCGGGCAGAGCGCGUCGACUCCGUCCGGGACUUCGGCCUGAGUCUGAUCCGGUCGGGCCACGGCUCGGGACCGGAGAUCCGGAAAGCCCUGAGCCAGCUGGAGGAGGCAAAGGCUGGACUGGACCGGGCCUGGCGGAACCGGAGCAGCGCCCUGGAGCAGGCCCGAGUGCUGCAGGAGUUCCUGGCUUCUGUAGACCAACGUGAGACCUGGUUCACCAACAAAGAGGUUCUGCUCAGCAGCCGGGAGGUCGGGAGCUCGGUGCAGGAGGUGGAGUCUCUGCAGAGGAAGCAGGCUCAGUUCGAGGAGGCUCUGGAAGCUCAGCUGGUCCAGGUGGACCAGGUGGAGAAACUGGGCCUGAAGAUGAUACAACAGAAACACUACGACUCCGACAACAUCGCAGACAAGAUCAGAGCGCUGGCCGCUAGGAGGACCCAGCUGCAGCAGCAGAGCAGAUCUCGUCACAAAGCUCUGGAUGAAUCCCUGAAGCUGCAGCAGUUCUUGUCCAGCAGCUACGAGGUGUGUGUGUGGCUGAGCGAGCGUAGCGCCGUGGCUCUGGACGAGAACUGGAAGGAACCAACCAACCUUCAAGCCAAACUGCUCAAACAUCAGAGCUUCGAGGCCGAGAUCCACGGCAACCGCUCCAGAGUGGACGCGCUCACCAAGGAAGCAGAGGAGCUGCUCUCAGAGGUGAAGGUUGGGCUUCGUCUCAGAGAGCUGAGGGACAGCUGGGAGGCUCUCAUCCACCUCUGUAAGGAGAAGAGGAGCAGACUGCAGGAGGCCUACCGGGCGCUGCAGGUCCAGCGCUCUCUGGACGACACGGAGCAGUGGGUGGGCUCUGUGGAGAAGGAGCUGGCGCAGGAGGAGCCGGGCAGCGACCUGCCUUCAGUCAACAGGCUGCUGAAGGCUCUGCAGGGUCUGGAGGAGGAGGUGGACGGACACCGGGACAGAGUCCAGGCUCUGGUGGAAACAGCGAAGGGCUUCCACUCUCAGGGGAACUUCCUGGCCGAGGAGAUCCAGAUCAGAGUGGCACACAUCAUCAACAGGUACAACAGUCUGGCAGAACCCCUGCAGAGCCGAAGGGAAGCCCUGGAGGCCCGGCAGGUUCUCUUCCAGUUCUACAGAGACCUGGAGGAGGAGGUGGCCUGGCUGAGUGAAAGACUGCCGAACAUGACCUCUGGGGACUGGGGGGUCUCGCUGAGCGGCACGCAGCAGCUGCUCCACCGGCACCAGGCUGUGAUGCAGGAGAUCCAGAGCCGCAGCCCAUUGGUCCAGGCCGUUCAAGAGGCGGGGCAUAGUCUGGUCAAAGGUCGUCACUUUGCAUCAGUCGACAUCCGCGCCCGUCUGGAGGAGCUGGAGGGUCUCCACCAGGAGCUGCUGACGGAGGCAGAGAGGAAGGGGAAACUCCUGCAGGAGGCGCUCACCAUCCACAGCUUCCUCUCCGAGGUCUCUGAGCUGCAGCUCUGGUCGGAGGAGCAGCGGACCGCUGUGGACACUCGGGACUGCGGGAAGAGUGAAGAGGGGACGGAGGCCCUGCUGAGGAGGCUGGACUCUUUGGAGGUGGAGCUGGAGAGCCAGAGGAGGACGGUGGAAGAGCUUCAGCAGAGAGGAGUCUCUUUGGAGCUCCUUGGACACCCCAACAGCCACCUGGUCAGCGAGUGUCUCCCAGGCGUCCCAGAAGGCCUGGACAAUCUGAUCCGGCUCUCCGCCACUCGUCGCGCCGCUCUGGAAGACCAGCUCCGCCUCUUUGUUUUUGAGAGGGAAGCCAAAGAUCUCCAAACAUGGCUGACCUCCAAGAAGACCCAGGCAGAGUCCAUGGACUGCGGACAAGAUCUGGAGGACGUAGAGGUCCUUCAGAAGAAGCUGGAGGUUCUGGUGUCGGAGGUUUCGGGUCUGGGUCGGAGCCGGCUGGACUCGGUGCAGCAGCUGGUUGGGGGGCUGCAGCGGGACGACGAGGUCCGGAGGAGGGACGAGGGCCUCAGCGGGCUGUGGGACGAGCUCAUGGGCAGCAUCAGGACCAGAGAACAGAACCUGCAGUCGGCUCGGGAGCUCCAUCAGUUCCAUCACGACGUGGACGAGCUGAGGGGCUGGAUGGCUCAGAAGGAGGCCGUGCUGGACUCUGAGGACCAGGACCUGCACUCCAUCUCCACUCUGCUGAGGCAGCACGAGGCGCUGGAGAGGGACCUGGUCCUGAUCCAGGAGGAGGCCACCAGGACCCGGGAGGAGGGCCGGGCCCUGAGCCGGCGGCGGCCUGAGGUCGGCGCCGCCGUGACCCGGAGGCUGGAGGAGGUGGAGGCCGGCUGGACCGCCAUCCGGGACAAGGCCUCCCGGCGCCGAGUCCGGCUGGACCAGGUGCAGGAGGUGCAGAGAUACCUGUCCCACGGCAGCCAGCUGGUGGCCUGGCUGAGGGAGACGCUGUCCCUGGUUGGAGGGGAGCCGCUGGCCGUGGGGGGAGGCGACCCGGAGCAGCAUCUUAUGAAGCACCAGGAGCACCGCGUCCAGGUGGACAGGCUGCUCUGCAAAUCAGAGGCCGCCAAGGAUGAGGGGAGGAGCCUCAUGGAGGGCGGGACCUUCAUGUCAAAAGAGGUGGAGGAGCGCGUGUUGGAGCUGGAGGGGCUGGAGCUGCAGGUGGAGAAGCUUUGGGAGGAGACCAGGCUCCUGUAUGAGGAGGAGCUGGAGAUCUCCCUCCUGCAGAAGGAGCUGCAGCAGGCGGAGCGCUGGCUGAGCUCCUACGAGAGCUCGCUGACGGCCGAGGACUUCGGGGACUCCGUGUCGGAUGUGGUGGAGCUCCUAAAGAGGCAGGAGGACCUGGAGGCCAUGAUCCAGGCCCAGAACGACCGCUUCAUGGCACUACAGAAGAAGAAAACCCAGAGGGAGAAGCGACUCGAUGGAGCCUCGGAGCUUCAGGACAGAAAAACUCCAGCCAGGGUUUCGUCUCUGAGGAGCAAAUCCUCGGCUCCAAAGACCUCCUCCACCUCCUCCCCCAGGGACGUCGUCCGUGGGGUGAACGGAGGUCGAAGGACCGACGGAUCCAUCUCACCGUCCAAUCUAAACGGGACAAUAAGCCACAUGACCUCUGCUACAAGCCCCUCCCACCCCCGCCAGGAUGGGAGGGGCUUCAGUACGGGCAGGAAGAAACGGGAGGCGGGAGAAGACGCCGUUAGUCCUCCUGCUAGUCCCACCUCCUCAGAAGACUCCUCCUCCCCCGAACGUCCCCCCUCCUCCCCUCAGACCUCCCUUUCUUCUUCCUCCUCACCUGCAAAGGACCGAACCAAACCCCCCUUGGCUCCAAAGCCCGGAAUCUCCUCCUCCGAUGCACCGCCUGACUCCCCUCCACCAAUCAGAGAGCUCGAUGCUCCGGCUGAGCCGCCGCCUCCUCCCAUGGAGGAAAGACAUCACCCCCCCCCCGACUCUCCCCCUCCCGUGACAAGGGCGCAGCUCCACAACACGCCUCCCGGUUCUGAACAGGCUCCACCACCCGCCCCCCCGACUGCCGCUACACCAAUCACAGAGGAGGAGACCAGGUCAGCUGACCCGGCUCCCUCGCGGGGACGCAGGAAAUCGGAGGACGCGGCGGGGGGAGAAGCCCCCCCCGAGGUGACCGCCGAGCAGCCAAUCAGGAUGGAGGGGACGCUGGAGAUCAAACUGAAGCAAGGAGGAAACAAGGGGGUGGAGCACUGGGAGGAGGUGUUUGCGGUCUUGGAAGGAGAGACCUUUGCCCUCUUCAAGGACCGAGCGUCCGCUGAGCAGAGAUCCUCCAGGUGGCCUCCAGUCAAUGUGGGCGGAGCCGUGUGCAGAGAGACCGCCCACCACCGCAGGAAGGAGAACACCUUCAGGCUUGUACUGAAGGACAACAGUCAGUUCCUGUUUUCAGCGUCCAGCAGAGAGAGUCUUCUUCUGUGGGUGAAGACGCUCCAAAACGUCUCAGAGUCCACAGACAGCGACUCUGAUGACUCAGGGGCGUCGGGUUCGGAGCAGUUGGUUGAGGCGCCGGACGGUCGGCAGAGGCCAUCGUCCACUAAGGGGCCGCCUCCACCUAAACCCCCCCACACGUACUACAGCAGGAACCCCUACCACGAGGACGGGGGCGUCCCCACCACAGAGAGACCUCAAACUCCGCCCCUUUCCGGGUCGCCUCCUAAUCCGGCCCUCGACUCCCAGGACCCCCCCACCUGGAACCAGCCACCAGAGGACAGCAGCAGAGACAAGUCCAAGAGGAGCGUCUUCAGGAAGUUUUUCACUAAGAAGUGAAGCUGCUGACUCAAAGUGGGUUUAUAUUAGAAUCCUUUUAAUAACGACUUCAUUUUACCCAUUAGUUCAAAAACAUUUAUAAGCACAAAUGAAAUGUGUUUUAAGCAGAAAUGAUUUCACGUCCAUGUGUGUAAACAUAUAUUCUAUAUAUUUCAAGCAUGUUGAAAUACUUACAUAUAUAUUAAUGUACUAAAAUACAUAUUCUAACAGCGGCUUCUAACAGCGGUAUUACUAGUGGUAGUAUUUCUGCUACUAGCAGCAGAAAUACUACCACUAGUAUUACCACUACUACAGAUUUGUUUUUUGGUAAUUUGAGAUUUUGAGCUUGAAAGACUUCAUUGACGACAACAAGUCUAUUUAAAGAUAAUCAAUAAAAAACACUUCACAAAGAACAAAAUCGAUAAAAUACGUGAAACAAAAAAGUACUAAAAUAAAGAGAUAAAUGAAUAAAAGCUUUAGAUUUCAUUCUGGAGACUAAAAUGAAGCCAUGAAUAUCCUUAAAUCAAUAAUCAAUAAGCUAAUGAGCCAAUUUGAAACAGACUUCGUGUGACCUGAACAGUCAGUUAACAUUUUAUCCAGAGUUCAUCAAUCUGUUGUUUAUUUGUGGUCAAAAGUGUGUGCAGAGUGUGUUACAGUCUGAGAUUGGUACUAGUAAUGGUACCAGUAGUACUGCAGUAUCUGGGGUGUAGUCCUGCCCCUCGCCGCGGGGGGGCGCUGUCGGGUCACUAAUGAUCUGCGGCGCGUCCUGAAGGUUUGGUUUUUAACACUUAAAUAGGCCGAAAAUAUUUCAUAUUUAAUGAAAACUAGUCACCAAAUUCUGAUACAAAUGUAUUACGUGUAAAUGAUUGAAGUGACACUUCGUAACAAUAAUGUGCAAUAAAUGAUGAAAAAUACCAUUCAAAGCUUAAAUAGUGAAAACAUGAAAUGACUCAAUAAUUGAUUUAAACAUCUAUGGUUUGUUUUUUAUUAAAUCAAUAAGCGUUUUUACCUGGAAUGAUCUUUAUGAAAGUCGAAUGUUCAUCAUUUACUUUCCCUGUGAGGACAAAUUAAAGGUUUAUGGAUCUGUGUCUUCAGUUCUCUGGUCCUGGUUUCUUCUCAUUUAGAAUGUUAGUUUUUCCUUGGUAUGAAAAAUACCCCAAUAAAAAUAAAAAUACUUCAUUAUCCAUCUGAGUCAAUGAGAAGCCCUUGUUAGCCUUUGGAACCUUGUGGCCUCCUAGAACCACAAAGUCUCAGACUCCUGCAGAGAAGCACAGGAGCCUCCUCAGGAGAACCCCGAAACCCCUUCAGAACGCCUCGAUCCUCAAGAACCCCAAAGAACCCUUUGGAUCGGAUACCAGGAUCCACCCCGGAGCCGGCCUGCCCCCGGAUACCCCUCCCAGAACCCGAGGCCCCCUGACGUGCUCUGUUCCACAUGAUGUAUGUAGAAGUGCAUGAUGGAUGGCUUCAGGAGAACAGCUGGUGCAGAUGUUCUAAUUUUGACUCUGUGUCUGGAGGUCUGUUUUUAAAGUGUUCUGUUUGUGACCCGGAGGAAAGGAGGUGGAGUCUGGUUUGAGUGAGAGGAGCCCAAAAUCUAACAUUUUAUC
Pungitius pungitius (ninespine stickleback) is the source of this 13711-nucleotide messenger RNA. RefSeq names its product spectrin, beta, non-erythrocytic 5 (gene sptbn5). NCBI's taxonomy places the organism in Eukaryota, Metazoa, Chordata, Actinopteri, Perciformes, Gasterosteidae. Gene Ontology annotation, molecular function: actin filament binding. The coding region runs from base 48 to 12128 and encodes 4026 amino acids. The record is from RefSeq and is a predicted model, not a curated record. Gene Ontology annotation, biological process: actin cytoskeleton organization. Gene Ontology annotation, cellular component: cortical actin cytoskeleton; cell junction; cell projection. The transcript is spliced from 79 exons.